UCUAUUGGAAAACAGUUGGUCGUACAAAGGUCCAAAUUCUAUUUAACCCUCCAGAGGAGCUUCUCUUCUUUAAUGGAGGCUGCAACUUUCAGAUCAGCCGAAGCCGAGGGCUUCACCCCUUUAUCCCUAUACCCCAACUUCAUUCUCCCAGAGAAUCAGCGGCCGUUGUUGUCUCAAGUCCAACCUCUCUCCUCAGUCCCCAUCAUCGACAUGAACGGGGAGGAUUCUACACUGGCCAGGGAGGUAUCACUGGCCUGCGAGGAAUUCGGCUUCUUCCAAGUCCUCAACCAUGGAGUUCCGCCGGAUUUGUGCCGGAAAAUGAUGGCCGCCGCCUCCGAGUUCUUCCGCCUACCGCGAGAAGAGAGAGCGGCUCUGUUCACAGAGGACAAGACGAAGGCGGUCAGACUCACCAAUUACUUCAUCAAGGUUGAAGGGCAGGAGAAUGUCUCCAUGUGGAGUGAAAGCUUUUCCCAUCCAUGGCACCCUUCCGACAGUGGAUUCACCCAUCUCUUGCCCCUCAAUCCUCCCCAAUAUCGAGAGGCUGUGGCUGAAUAUGCAAAGGAAAUGGGGGGACUAAUGAGUCGGUUGCUGGGCUUGAUCUCGCUGGGGUUAGGGCUGGAGAAAGAUUGCAUGGAGAAGAAGAUAGGCGAGGAUCCGAGGUUGGUAGCACAAGUAAAUUACUAUCCGCCAUGUCCGGAUCCAGAGCUCACCAUGGGGCUGCCGGUUCACACCGAUCUCAAUGCUCUCACCGUGCUCUUGCAAUCAGGAGGAGUGCGUGGCCUGCAAGUGAUCAAAGAUGGGCGAUGGGUGGCAGUUGAUCCCGUGCCAGAUGCCUUCGUCGUCAAUCUGGGUGAUCAAAUCCAGGUGAUGAGCAAUGGAAGGUACAAGAGCGUGCACCACAGGGCUGUGAGCAACAGGGCAGCGGGGCGCAUGUCCGUGGGGAUGUUUUAUGGGCCCAAUAGUGGGACAGUGGUAGGCCCAAUAGAGGAGCUGCUCGAUGAGCAACACCCGCCACUGUAUCGCAGCUAUCUUUUGGGCGAGUUUCUGCGGGAAUUCCACAAGCAAGACGGCCAGAGACGAAUGGUGAAGGAACUUUUCCAGCUGCACCACCACACCACCGCGACUAACUAGAGGGGCAGGCUUUGUGUCCUUGUGGUUAUUCUUGUUUCCAAAUGUCCAUUGAAAUAUGAUGAUCUACUCUCUCUCUCUCUCUCUCUCUCUCUCUCUCUCUCUCUCUCUCUUUGUGUUGAUUGUUUGUUGUUUUUGUGUUUCUUUGGUUUUAUUUUAUUGUAAACAAAGUGAUAUUUUAAAUGGUUUUUCAAUACUUUGAAUCUCACAUUGCUACGU
Messenger RNA from Diospyros lotus (date-plum), 1347 nucleotides. Its product is annotated as protein DOWNY MILDEW RESISTANCE 6-like. Lineage: Eukaryota; Viridiplantae; Streptophyta; Magnoliopsida; Ericales; Ebenaceae. The transcript is spliced from 3 exons. The coding region runs from base 73 to 1131 and encodes 352 amino acids. Gene Ontology annotation, molecular function: dioxygenase activity. The record is from RefSeq and is a predicted model, not a curated record.